Messenger RNA from Paramecium sonneborni, 1113 nucleotides. The record is from the annotation of a GenBank genome assembly. NCBI's taxonomy places the organism in Eukaryota, Ciliophora, Oligohymenophorea, Peniculida, Parameciidae.
AUGUUGCACAAUUUGAAUCGCAAGUUGAAUCACAAUAAUAGGUAGCGUUAUUAUAAUAUAAACCUGUUGCACAAGUCAAACAAUGAAUUGUUGUUGUUGAACAAGUUGCACAUUUUGAAUCGCAAGAAGUUUAACAUUAAUUAUUAGACAAAUUUAAAUAGAGCCCUGAGUUGCAUGUUAAACAAUUCGUUGUUGUUACUUAACAAGUAGCACAGUUUGCAUCACAAUUAGAUUAACAUUGAUUAUUCGAUAAAUUUAAAUACAUUAAGUCAUAGCAAGAAAGACAAUUAACAGCUGUUAUUUCACAUGUUUAACAAUUCGAAUUACAAAUUAUAUAACAAAUUGUGCUGGUUCCUCUUAAUUCCCAGCCAUCAUGACAUGAUAAACAAUGAGUUGUUUAAGUUUGACAAGUUGCACAGUUGGAAUCGCAAGUUGAUUGACAUUAAUUAUUUGAUGUAUUUAAAUAUAAUCCUACAUCACAAGUUAGACAAUUUGUAGUUGUAGUCAAACAGGUAAGGCAAUUUGAGUCACAGCUAGAUUGACAAAUUUUUGAAGUUUGGUUCAAAUACAUGCCAAUAUUACAAGUCAAACAAUUAGUUGUAGUUGUUUGGCAUGUUGCACAAUUAGAAUCACAUGUAUUUUAACAUUAUUAUGUUGAUUAAUUCAAAUACUUCCCAGCACUGCAUGUUAAACAAUUUGUUGUGACUGUUUAGCACGUUAAACAAUUAACAUCACAUGUGGACUGACAAACAUUCGAAGUUUGAUUUAAAUAUUUUCCAACAUUACAAGUUAAACAAUGAGUUGUUUAAGUUUGACAAGUUGCACAGUUGGAAUCACAAGUUGAUUGACAUUAAUUAUUUGAUGUAUUUAAAUAUAAACCUACAUCACAAGUUAGACAAUUUGUAGUUGUAGUCAAGCAGGUAAGGCAAUUUGAGUCACAGCUAGAUUGACAAACUUUUGAAGUUUGGUUUAAAUACAUGCCAGUAUUGCAAGUCAAACAAUUAGUUGUAGUUGUUUGGCAUGUUGCACAAUUAGAAUCACAUGUAUUUUAACAUUAUUAUGUUGAUUAAUUCAAAUACUUCCCAGCACUGCAUGUUAAACAAUUUGUUGUGA